Messenger RNA from Quercus lobata, 4741 nucleotides. RefSeq names its product probable disease resistance protein At4g27220. The record is from RefSeq and is a predicted model, not a curated record. The transcript is spliced from 6 exons. Gene Ontology annotation, molecular function: ATP hydrolysis activity; ADP binding. The coding region runs from base 85 to 4605 and encodes 1506 amino acids. NCBI's taxonomy places the organism in Eukaryota, Viridiplantae, Streptophyta, Magnoliopsida, Fagales, Fagaceae.
AGAGGUAUACGCAGCGGAAAGCAGUCAGUUCUUGCUUCAUUGAUAAUUUGGUAUCCUGAACAAAGACAGCAGCCAGUUGCAAGAAUGAAUUUUCUAGAGCUAAUCGGCGAGAAAAUUCUCGAUUGCGUGCUUGCAGCACUGGGACGUAACUUGGAUUAUCUGAUUCACUACAAAAGUAAUGUUGAUAAUCUCAUACCCCAAGUUAUAUAUCUACUGGAUGCCAAGGAUAGUAUACAAAAUGAAGUUGCGGCUGCUAGAAGAAAUUUAAUGGAAAUUCAUCCUCAUGUUCAGACAUGGCUUACCCGUUCUGAUGGGAUCAUAGCAGAGGCAGAGGAAUUCAUUAGAAAUAACGGGCAGGCAAAGAUGACGUGCUGCAAUGGGUGGUGUCCUAACUUGAAGUCCCGUUAUCAAGUGAGCAAGAGAGCAAUUGAGAUAGGAUUGAAAGUCAAGGAAAUCAAGGACGAGGGAAAGUUCGAUAGAGUCGGCUAUCGUAAGUCUCCACAAGCGGUAGGGACUGCUACAUCGAAUACAGGGUAUGAGGCCUUUGAAUCAAGAAUGCAAACAUUAACUGGAGUUCUUGAAGCGCUCAAAGAUCCUAAGAUCACUAGGAUUGGGGUUUACGGGAUGGGAGGUGUGGGCAAAACCAUGCUAGCCAAAGAAGUUGUAAAACAAGCUCAGAAAGACCAGUUGUUUGACAAGUACCUUUUUUUAGUUGUAUCCAAAGAUCCAGUCUUGAAAAAUAUUCAAAGGGAAAUGGCGGAGCGAUUAGGUCUAAAACUUGAGGUGGAGAGUGAAUCUGUAAGAGGAGAUCAACUACGUGAGCGAUUGAAACAAGAGAAGAAGACCCUUAUAAUUAUAGAUGACAUUUGGGAGGCCCUGAACUUGGAAUAUCUUGGGAUUUCCUUUGGAGAUGAUCAGAAGGGGUGCAAAUUAUUGUUGACGUCAAGAUUUUAUAAUGUUCUAUGCAAUGAUAUGGAUACCCAAAAGCAGAUCCCAGUUGAAGUUUUAUUGAAAAAUGAAGCGAGAAACUUGUUUGAGAAAAUAGUUGGUGAUUUAGCCAAAAGGCCUGAAAUCCAACCUAAUAUGCUUAAAAUUGUCGAAGAAUGUUCUGGAUUACCAAUUGCCAUUAAAACAGUUGCAAAUACCUUGAAAAAUGAGAAAGAUAUAAAAGUUUGGGAGGAUGCAGUCAACAUGUUCAAAAUGUCUGAGCCAAUAAAGAUCGCUGGAAUGGAUGAAAAGGUGUACAAGAGUAUAAAGUGGAGUUGCGAGUUUUUGAAAAGUAAUGAAGCAAAGUCAUUAUGGUUGCUUUGUAGUCUACAUAGAGAGGAUUACAACAUAAAAGUAGAAGACUUGAUAAAAUAUGGUGUGGGUUUGAGCUUGUUUGGUAACCUUGACAAAAUAGAGGUUGCGAGAGGUAGGGUGCACACAUUGGUUAAAAGACUCAAAGAUUCUAGCUUGUUGUUGGAAGGUGAUUACAAUGGUACAGUCAAAAUGCAUGAUGUAAUUCGUGAUGUAGCAAUUAAUAUUGCAGCUGAAGAAAAGCAGAUGUUUAUGAUAAGAAAUACUACUGACUUGCAAGAACGUUUAAAUUGUGAAGAUUCACGUGCAAUUUCAUUGCCUUACAUUGAUGAUUGUGACCUUCCUAAAAGGUUUGAAUGUCCGAAUCUUCAUUUAUUUUUUAUGUUCGAUCAAAAAGAGACUUUGGGAAUUCCAAUCUCAUUUUUUGAAGGGUUGAAAGAGCUCAGAGUUUUAAGCUUAUCUCAAACAUGGUUUGAGAUACUUCCUUCAUCACAUUUGUCACUUGAAAAACUCCGAACAUUAACUUUAAAAGGUACAGUGAAGGAUGUAACAAUAAUUGGAGAACUGAAGAAUUUGAAAAUUCUUAGCCUUUCAUUGAAAAUUUUUGAACAAUUACCAAAAGAAAUAGGGCAUUUAACUCACCUUCAAUUGCUAGAUUUGGAAGAAUGUUCCGAUCUUAAAGUCAUUCCACCCAAUGUGUUAUCUAAUAUGAAGAUUUUACAAGAAUUAUACCUACCGAGAACUGUUGAAUGGGAGGUUGAAGAACAAAGCACAGAAAGAAGUAAUGCUAUGGUCUCAGAAUUGGACAAUUUGUAUCACCUGAUCAUGUUACACGUACAUAUUCAGAAUUCCAAGAUUUUACCAAAAGCCAUGGUUUUUGAAAGGUUGGUAAGCUAUAGAAUAGCCAUAGGCAGUUACUUCUACGGAGGAGAAAUGUUAGAUGCUUCAAGAAUUUUAAAGCUCAAUAUAAGCCUUCAAUCUGACGAUGGGUAUAAAGUAUUAUUGAGGAAAUGUGAAGCUCUCUUUUUGCGUGAAAUGAAGGGUGUCAAAAAUAUUCUUUACGAAUUAGAUUCGGAAGGUUUUCAAAGUUUGAAGCAUCUCACAGUCCAAGGCAAUGACGAGAUUCAGUAUAUUAUCAAGUCUAUGGGGGUUCUCGGUUCUGUCUUUCCAAUCUUGGAGUCAAUUAAUCUAAGCAAUAUGAUCAAUUUGAAACGGAUAUGCAACACUCGACUUCCAGCGGAGUCUUUUCGUAACUUGCGAGUGGUAAAAGUGAGUAAAUGUUGUAAUUUGGAAUUUGUCUUCUCCUCAUCUAUGUUUGGAUGCUUUUCACACCUCCAAGAAAUGGAGAUAGAUGAUUGUAAGAAAAUGAGCGAAAUAAUUGCAAUAGAAAGAAAAGAAGAAAUAGAGGUUAAUAGUGACGACAACAUUAUGUUCGCACAACUUCAUUCUCUCACUAUGAGCAAAUUACUAAAGUUGAAGGGCUUCUUUUCUGAUGAUGAAUAUCUAGUGCUUUUCAACAGAAAGGUUGUCUUUCCAAACUUGGAGGAAUUGGAAAUAGAGGGGAUGGAUAGCAUGAAGAUGAUUUGGCCUGACCAACUCAUUUUAGAUUCCUUUUGCAAACUGGAAAAUUUGACUGUUUCAAAGUUCACCAAUCUUACAAAUAUUCUUCCACCCAAUAUGCCGAGAACACUCCAGAAUCUAAAACGUUUGAAGAUAGAUAGUUGUGGCUCCAUAGAAGAGGUAUUUGAGAUCCAACGGACAAACAAUGUUGAAGAAACACAUGAUAUAGCAGCCACUGAACUUAGAUCCUUAGAAUUAGUAAAUCUAGGAAAAUUGAAGCACGUGUGGAGUAUGGAUCCUCAAGGAAUAAUCACCUUUGGGAAAUUAAAUACUGUCUAUAUUUAUGGUUGUUCCAGUCUAAAAAGUGUUUUUCCAACAUCUGUGGCGAAGGCUCUUAUGCAACUUGAGAUGCUAAAGAUAGAUGAUUGUGCAACGGUGGAGCAAAUCAUAGCAAAAGAAGAAGGAAUAGAGACAACCACUUUGUUUGUAUUCCCACGGUUAUUCUCUCUAAAUCUUGGAAGUUUGCCUGAGCUCAAAAGUUUUUAUCCAGGAAAGCAUACUUCAGAGUGGCCGUUGUUGAACCGGUUGACCAUUUAUGAAUGCGACAAACUGAAAAUAUUUGGUUCCAAUAAGGAAAGCGUCGAAGAAACAAAUGGGCUGGACCAUGAUGUUAGUGUAAUUCAACAAUGCUUCUUUUCCAGCGAAAAGGAUAAAUUCCCGAACUUGGAAAUAUUGUCAUUGGAUGAGGGCGAUGCCAUGAAUGAGACAUGUGGCGGACCGUCAGCAGAAUUCUAUUGCAACCUAAAAGAGCUGUGGUUGUACGGAAACGGUGAAAUUCCAAAUGUAGAGGCUCCAAUUGCAAGAGCAGGAGUAUCAGAUAUUCGCAGAUUAAAGAAUAUUGUGCCAUUCUCAUCCACAUCUUUCCACUACUUAAGGGAAUUGAGAGUAAGGAGAUCUAAUGUAUUGAUUAGUUUAUUAACUCCCUCAACAGCCAGAACUCUCGUGCAACUCCAAUGGAUUGACAUUAUGGAUUGCAAAAGAAUGACAGAAAUAGUUGCAAAUGAGGGAAGUGAAGCAGAAGCAGGAGAUGAGAUCGCUUUCAAUAAUUUGACACUCUUGCAGUUAGAUAACUUGCCGAGUCUCACAGCCUUCCAUUUGGGGAAUCGCACAAUCAAAUUCCCAUCAUUGGAUGAAGUAGCUGUGUGGAAUUGUCCUAAAUUGAUUAGUUUAUUAACUCUCUCAACAGCCAGAACUCUCGUGCAACUCCGAAAGAUUGAAAUUGAGAAUUGCGAAAGAAUGACAGAAAUAGUUGCAAAUCAGGGAAGUGAAGCAGAAGCAGGAGAUGAGAUCACUUUCAAUAAUUUGACAUCUUUGCGAUUAAAAAACUUGCCGAGUCUCACAGCCUUCCAUUUGGGGAAUCGCAUCAUCAAAUUCCCAUCAUUGGAUGAAGUAAUGGUGGAGAACUGUCCUAAAUUGAAGAUUUUCUGUAGUGGAGUCUUAAGCACGCCAAAGCUAACAUGGGUUUGGAUGGAAGGAAAUCUAAGAGUUAAAAAGGAGGGGGAUGGAGAUGGAGAUCUUAACACUACAAUAAAAGAGUAUUGGGAGGCUAAAUUGGAGACUUGCGACCAAAAGUUUGCUGAAAAGAUUGAUGCUAGUGACGGUGAGGAGAGUGAACAUGACGCUAAUGAUGACUUGGAGAGAGAAACUACUAGUGAAGUAGGGGACACACAAUGUGAUGGAGAAUGAUGACGAGGGAGAAACUCAAAAGAUGAUGGAUCUUCCCUUUUAUUGAUUGUUUUAUUUCUGAGUGUUGUCUUUAUGUGAUUUAUUUAUUUUUGAAACCUAUGUGAUUGUUACAAUAUAUUAUUUAUUUUCGAAACGU